AGCCGGGAAUGCGUGUUUGAUACGGACGGUGGAUAAGAAGUGUGAUAAUGUAAUUUUCUGGUUCUAUUUAUAGUUUUUUAUUGAAGUAUCAGACCCAGUCGAAAGGUUUUUAAUUUUUAUUUUAAUAAAUUUUACCAGAAAAAAUUAGAUACAGUAAAAAGAAAAUUCACACACAUGCCAAAAACGUUAUCCACAUCACCGGACUGACGAGUGAUUAUUUCAAUUACCGCUUUCCAUCUCAACCACUAACGAGCGGCCCAUGGAUGAGCUGAGUAUCUCGGGAAGCUUUCAUUUAAGGGUGGACUGUCUUACCACCCGGAACCAACUCGCGCUCGGCAUAGUUUUUCGAUGCUGCUACCGGGAAAACUAACUCCCUUAAUAAAUCAUCAAAUGUAACAAAAAAACUAACGGCCAAAUAUGUGCUUGAAAGCGAAAUCAGCCAUAACCUCAUUCACAAACCUGAGGUGGAGGAUAGUCACAAUCAAAAAUCGAUUAAGAACUCGGUGCUGAUUUAGCGGGGGUCGUUUUUUUGGGCCACCCGUUUUGGUUAGCGGUGCUUCUUCAUUUUUUCUUAGUAUUGGUGGGAUGGCUUUUGUUUUGAUGUGACAUUUUUGCGUUAACUGCAAAGAAAGGUUAGAAAUAUUGCUCUACCUCAUUGAAUGUGUCUCUAGCAAAAGUAUCUCCCUCACUGUACUACUAUUAUUGCACCUCGGGCUUAACUUCAGCUGACUUCUUACCAGCGUUUGUUUGGCUUUUCGUCGUCGGUCGGCCAGUUUCCUUCCUCCAUGCGCUAUUUUGCUCAAUAUAUCAUGUUGGCCUUUUUCAGUUCGUUUUUUUUUUUGCGCUACCUUUUCUGCAACAGUCAUAAAUUAAACGCUUGAGGAAGCACUUCCAACCACUUCCAACUACUGUUGUUGGUUGGCUGUGCGAACGAAGCACAUUUUUUGUUGUUGUUUCCCCUGCGUCUGUUUUCGAGUCGGCAUUACGUCUCAGUGUGUGACUCGCUUACGAAAGAAGGGGGGAAAUGGUGGCGUACCUGUAGGCAGACGCUCCGGGUGCGCUUCUGGCGCACACGUAGCCAAACCCGUUCGAGUGUGGUACCGAUGGCACCCCCGGUUGCACGGCCACUAGUGAAAGAGUACAGUGAGGGCCUUCUUAUAUUCAUCAUUAAUUAACGGCAACGUGCACGUGAGCUUACUUUUCCUCGAUCGCGUCUCUCAUCGCUCAUGCGUUCGAUCCGCGUGUGCGUUGGCGUUUCCGUGCGGAGGGUUUUUCGAAGAAGAAGAAGACGGGAGGAGGAGGAGAAACAAAAACCACUAGCCCCAAUAAUGCCACCGAAUGCAAUGUGGAAGGAAUCGAAUUGAAAAUUUUGCCACCACACAAAACACACGCGCACUUGGCGGCUGUUGAGGGCGUGUAGGAAAGCAAAAGGGUCGGAAAUUCGCUGCACUGCCGAUUGUUGUCGAGGAAAGGAAUUGCAACGCGUAAAGGCCAGCGAGGGUUUGCAGGAAAUGGAGUGCAUUGAUUAGCGAACCCGGUUACUUAAUACUCGGUGCUGAAGUGCUUUUGCUUCCUGCCCGAGGGAAAUAGUUCUGAUGUGCUCCAGCUGCAAUUUAAACAUGGUUCCUCACUUUUUAAACGGCCUUGAAGUGAUGAUUGUCUUAAGUUUACUGAAGUAAUGGACAUAUUGAGGGAUGAUGAGAGCUCUGACAUAUUGCAGAAGUCCGAGAAGACCGAUUCACGACAUGUUUUUACCGGCAAUAAUUUGUAAUCAAAGUAACCACAGGUACGUUGUUUGGAGUUUGACAUUUUCAUUGAGCUGUCAGAAAUUAAUGCGUCGAAAAAAGUACAACCGCCGAACGCUCUACCAGGUAGCUCUGUGUCGGUCCUCUUUUGCAUACAAUGCAACGCUCCAAGCUCGUCCAAUCGUCUAAGAAUCCGAAAGAGAAAUCAACCACCAAUCUAACCAAAACCAGCUCAACCACGCCAUCUCAAUGUCCACUACCCGGCUGUGAUCAGUCCCUGCUGGCUUCGAACUUUCUGCAGCACUAUCUGCGCGAUCACUCGAACCUUAGCUUCAUCUCGAUCGAAGAUCGUGAAACGAUGCUGUUCCAUUUCGAGGAGAAUGCCUUCCCAUUAAACACACCCUACUGUCUUGGAGUGUUGGCGUACGGUGGACGGCAGCCUGGACGAGCAGAUCUGCACCCCGUAAAGCAAGGAUAUGCGGUUGAAAAUCAGUUUCUACCACAACGAUUUAGCUCGUUGAAAAACUACUUACCCGUGCUGGUUAUGUGUUGUCGAACGACUCGUAUCAGAGGUGUCGAAGGUGGUCGGCAGGGAGAUCACGAUGAGGAGAAAAGUUCGUCCAUAGUUUUCUGGCUAAUAACGAUGGGUACAGGUGUGCCGGUGCUGGGCUAUUUGUCUAUCAGUGAUUUACUGUUGCGGCACCAACGUCGAAAGAUGGUCAAGUUGUGUGAGCUGACGAACUCCGGGGCAGAAUUUCCGGGGAUCGUGUGUCCUCAGAAGGAGUGGAAUCUGUUACAGUUGAACCGAAGCGAAAUCGAUCUUCUGUCCCGCGAUGGUACUUCGUUGAUCAAGUUGGAAGUGAUGAUUGAUGGACCAUGUUGAGUAAUAAAGAGGGAUUGUUAUUAUAAUUGUUGUGAUGUAGACUAAGUCGACUUUGUAGAAAAAUGCUACAGUUGAGUUUGAUUAAUUCCUCCCCCU
Anopheles stephensi (Asian malaria mosquito) is the source of this 2724-nucleotide messenger RNA. RefSeq lists its product as uncharacterized. The record is from RefSeq and is a predicted model, not a curated record. Bases 1903 to 2628 code for a protein of 241 amino acids. NCBI's taxonomy places the organism in Eukaryota, Metazoa, Arthropoda, Insecta, Diptera, Culicidae. The transcript has a single exon.